This is a messenger RNA of Mesocricetus auratus (golden hamster), 1557 nucleotides long. Its product is annotated as leukocyte immunoglobulin-like receptor subfamily B member 3. The coding region runs from base 1 to 1557 and encodes 518 amino acids. The transcript is spliced from 6 exons. Gene Ontology annotation, molecular function: inhibitory MHC class I receptor activity. NCBI's taxonomy places the organism in Eukaryota, Metazoa, Chordata, Mammalia, Rodentia, Cricetidae. The record is from RefSeq and is a predicted model, not a curated record. Gene Ontology annotation, biological process: cytokine-mediated signaling pathway.
AUGAUGCUCGCCUUCACAGCUCUGCUCUUUCUGGGGACACUCCCGAAGCCUAUCCUCAGAGUACAGCCAGACUCUGUGGUUGCCAGGCAGACUAAUGUGACCUUCAUGUGUGAGGGGAUCACAGGAACGAAAGAGUAUAAUAUCUCCAAAGAUGAUGGUAAAUACACACAGUUCAUACAGUUUCUACAAAAGUCUCAAAAAACGGCUGAAUUCUCCAUCUCAAAAAUUGAGGAGCAUCACGCAGGGCAAUAUCAUUGUUGCUAUAAGACCCAUGAUGGACAAUCAGAGUGCAGUGACUCCAUGGAGCUGGUGGUGACAGGAGCCUACAGUAAACCAAGUCUGUCAGUCCAGCCCAGCCCCAUAGUCACUGAAGGAGGGAAUGCCACUUUACUGUGUUACUCAGGGCAGAAAUUUCACAGACUCAUUCUGACUAUGGAAGGACCACAGAAGCGCUCUUGGAUGCUGGACUCACAGUAUAACUACUCUAUUAAGCAUUUCCAGGCCCUGUUCUCUGUGGGUCCUGUAACCUCCAGCCAAAGGUGGACAUUCAGAUGCCACAGCUUUGACAGCAAUAGACCACAGGUGUGGUCAGAACCUAGUGACAUCCUGGAGCUCGUGGUCUCAGGGACCCUCCCCAAGCCCAUCAUCAAAGCUGAGCCAGGCACUGUGAUUGCCUACAAAAGCUCUGUGACCAUCUGGUGUCAGGGGAGACUGGACGCACAACUGUAUGUUCUGCAUAAGCAGGGAAGCCCAAAACUCUGGGGCACAGAGUCCACAGAGGAGUUUGGGGAAAAGGCCAAAUUCUUCAUCCCUUCUGUGACAAAGGAACAUGUAGGACAAUAUCAGUGUUACUGUUAUACCUCAGCUGGCUGGUCAGAGCACAGUGACACCCUGGAGAUUGUGGUUACAGGAUUCCUCCCCAGUAAACCAAGACUAUCAGCACUGUCAGGGCCUGUGGCAACCUCAGGAGGAAGCAUGACUCUCCAGUGUGUCUCCGAGCAUAGAUAUAAUAAGUUCAUUGUCACCAAAGAACAUGAGAAGUUCUCCAGUUCCCUGGACUCACAGUAUAUACACACUAAUGGUCACUUCCAAGCCACAUUCUCUAUGAGUCCUGUUACACCAGCCUACAGAGCGAAAUUCAGAUGUAAUGGUUACUACAAGCAUAUCCCAAAGCUGUGGUCAGUAUCCAGUGAUCCAUUGGAAAUACAAAUCUCAGGGCUGUCAAAGAAGCCGUCUUUGCUAACUCAUCAUGGUAGUAUCUUGGAUCCUGGGAAGUAUCUCACUCUGCAGUGUUGCUCUGACAUGGACUAUAGCAGAUUUUUUCUGCACAAGUUGGGGGAAGCUCACUUCAUCCAGAAGAAUGGCCAGAGGACCCGGGCUGGCCUCUCCUUGGCCAACUUCACACUGGGCUCUGGGAACAGCUCUACUGGAGGCCAAUACAGAUGCUAUGGUGCACACAACCUCUCCUCUGUGUGGUCAGCCUCCAGUGACCCCCUAGACAUCAGGGUCACAGGUGAGGAAACACUUAGAUUUCAGCAGAUCACAGCCCCUGCAUAG